Messenger RNA from Diospyros lotus (date-plum), 859 nucleotides. RefSeq lists its product as uncharacterized. Bases 122 to 769 code for a protein of 215 amino acids. The record is from RefSeq and is a predicted model, not a curated record. The transcript is spliced from 2 exons. NCBI's taxonomy places the organism in Eukaryota, Viridiplantae, Streptophyta, Magnoliopsida, Ericales, Ebenaceae.
CAUCAAUCACUUCACAGCCUCACCAAUUCUAGCAAACAGAUAAUCGACUCUUAUCUAUCUAUCUAUCCAUCUAUAUUGUCUCGUUAGAUCGAACCCAGCCCAGAAUUUACAUAUAUAAUCAAUGGCAGAGAAGCCUCAGGUCCAUCCAGAGCUUCCUCAGUCCGAUCUUCCCAGGGCCAAGCAUGACGCAGAGGCUGCCGUGGCUCUGCCCGACGACGAGCUCCGCCGCCAGAAGCGGAUGAAGUGGCUGCUCUAUAUAGUAGCCUUCGUCAUCUUCCAAACCGGCAUCAUAGUUCUCUUCUCCAUGACGGUGAUGAAGUUCAGAACGCCGAAGUUUCGGGUCCGAGAGGCCACUUUCGGCGCUUUCGAGGUUCAAACAUCCAACGCUUCGUUUAAUCUGAGAAUGAACGCUCAGCUUGGGGUGAAGAACAACAACUUUGGUCCCUACAAGUUCGACAACACCGCCAUCUUCUUCUACUACAACGGUACCCAAGUCGGCAGAGGCGCCGUCAGCAAGUCCAAGGCCAAUUUCCGAUCUACCAAGAAGCUGGACGUUGCGGUGGACUUGGUUGCGCCGGCGAGUCUGGCAGGCAAUUCAGAAUUGGAGAGGGAGUUAAGUUCUGGGAUUCUACCAUUAACGAGCGCGUCUAAGCUGGAUGGGAAGGUGACCAUAAUGUUCAUGCUUAAAAAGAAGAAAUCUGCCGAAAUGAAUUGCAACAUGGAAGUUAACACCAUCACCAAGCAGCUACAGAAUGUGAAAUGCAGAUAAUUAAUGAAGUGUUUUAGACUAUAUAUGUAGAAUAGAUAUCUUUUAAUCAUGAUAAUGCUUAAACAUUCUUUCAUUUGUUUUCCUUUUUAA